Messenger RNA from Erpetoichthys calabaricus (reedfish), 5086 nucleotides. It is a transcript of the gene rimkla, whose product is annotated as ribosomal modification protein rimK-like family member A. Lineage: Eukaryota; Metazoa; Chordata; Cladistia; Polypteriformes; Polypteridae. Gene Ontology annotation, molecular function: ligase activity, forming carbon-nitrogen bonds; ATP binding; metal ion binding. Gene Ontology annotation, biological process: protein modification process. The transcript has 5 exons. The record is from RefSeq and is a predicted model, not a curated record. Bases 1022 to 2224 code for a protein of 400 amino acids. Gene Ontology annotation, cellular component: cytoplasm.
UAUACUAUCACUCAAUGUCUACUCAACGGGCUGUAGCUUCUGGGGCAUCAAUGAGUUAAUGGGUGAAACUCGGUGUAUACCAAUGAGUUAAGGCUACCGUAGCCCUAUGACUCGAACAGGUUAAUGGGCAAUGCUGCUCAGACGACGCGUGGGGUCCCAUACUUGUUGAGAAGCUACUGCCUUUACAGCGUCGAGGUAACAGGCUCUUCGGUCACUCUAUGUCGCCUUGUCCAGUUUUAAACGUCUGCCUUUAAAUUGCAUCGACCCCUGCAGAGUGGCUACCUCGGGCAGCAGAAGCCGCCACCACCUACUCUCUGGACUGAGCGCACUGCGGCGCCUCAUUCUGGGGGGUCACCUGCAGAAAAGCCUCAGACGCCACCGAGCACCCGGUCUGAACCGGUUCAAAGCGCGAGCUCGCAGUCGCCUGUCGAGCCUCCGCCGCAGCGAAUCCCCUCAUGGCUCCUGUCGUCGCGCGCGUAGCGCGUCCCCGCAGACAAUCGCGCGCUCUUUAGCAGGCGCUCAUUGGCCAAGAUCCUAGUAACCAGAGCGCGUGCUGGAAAGAAAACCGCAGGGUCGAAGUCAAUGAGCAUCAAUCCAGCACUGGCGUCUGUGGAAAGCUCAUUUGCUAUAUAGUGAAACUGCAGAGAGAGACACGCGCGGCCCCGGUGCUGAAGGUUUCAUUCAUUUUUUUUUAGUAUUAUCUUUGGAAAGAGCCCCCGUGUGCAGCCUGCCUUCUUGGAGCUGCGUGUCCAUGGAAAGUCUGCUUUCCGGAUGAAUUCCUAGGCGACUAAUUCCACCCUGCGGUGGGGCAGCAAGUUUAAAGCUGCGGGGAAAGCCACCCGUCCGGACCUGCGUCACGACCAAGGCUCGAGACCAAGCGGGAUCCCGGCGCUCUCGCGUGGCUCUGCCACCCCCGACUCUCAUUGUUCGGUGCCCGAUCCCGGAUCCCGCGCUCUCCGCCUUUCUCUCGCCUUUCUGCUGACACUGGCAAGCAGUAAAGGACACUGAGCCGCCAGCGACCAUGUGCUCCCGGGUGUGGUUUGUCACCGACCGGCGCAUCAGUGAGGAUUACCCCCAAGUGCAGAUCGUGCGGGCACUGAGGCAGCGCUGCUUGGAAGACGAUGUAGACUUCAGGGCGGUGCGCAUGGACCAGAUCGUCCUCACCAUCACCGACGGCCAGUUGGGUUUGCGAGUCGACCAGGAAGUGGUGACUUCAUACCCACAGGUGGUGGUCAUGCGUGUACCCACCCCAUGGGUUCAGUCAGACAGUGACAUCACAGUCUUACGCCACUUUGAGAAAAUGGGCUGCCGACUAGUCAAUCGCUCUCAGGCUAUUCUCAAUUGUGUUAACAAGUUCUGGACCUUUCAGGAGUUGGCUGGCCAUGGUGUGCCCCUGCCGGACACAUUUUCUUAUGGAGGUCACGAAGACUUUGCCAAGAUGAUUGAUGAAGCAGAGCCUCUUGGAUAUCCUGUUGUCGUGAAAAACACUCGGGGUCACAGGGGCAAGGCUGUGUUCCUGGCUCGUGAUAAGCACCACCUUUCUGAUAUCUCCCACCUGAUUCGCCAUGAGGCCCCCUACCUGUUCCAGAAGUAUGUGAAGGAGUCACAUGGGAAGGACAUUCGCGUGGUGGUGGUGGGUGGCCGGGUCAUUGGCUCCAUGCUGCGCUGCUCAACAGAUGGCAGAAUGCAGAGCAACUGCUCUCUAGGUGGCAUUGGGGUGAUGUGCCCUCUAAGUGAGCAAGGCAAGCAGCUGGCAGUGCAGGUGUCCAACAUCCUUGGCAUGGACGUGUGCGGCAUCGACUUGCUGAUGAUGGAGGACGGUUCUUUUGUUGUGUGCGAGGCCAACGCUAAUGUGGGCUUCACUGCCUUUGACCAAGCCUGUGGCCUCGAUGUGGGCGGCAUCAUCGCCGACUUUGCCCUGUCACUCCUGCCGAGCCGGCUCACCCGGAAGAUGUCUUUGUUGUCUGUAGUGUCAAGUGCCAGUGAAACCAGCAGUGAGCCCGAGGUGUGCCCGCCAGCUAGUGCCAUCCCAGAGACUGUUUACACAAUGAGUGUGGGCUCUACAUCAAGCGAGAGCGAUCCCGAGCUGGCUGAGCUCCGUGAAAGCAGUGGAAGCGGGGGCAGCACCGUAAUGCCCCGCUCUCUCCUUCACCCUCCACUGUCUGACGCCACCUAUAACAUGAACAGCAUCAUAGCCAGCGAGAUAAAACUAUUGACUGAGUGAGACUCUCGCAAUUGGCAGGCUGCUUCCCUGGUUUAAAGCUGUGGAUAAAAAGGUUUGGGGGCGGGUGGGCAUGUGUAGAGCGAGCUUCCAUUCAUCUCGUACCAAGUCCCUCAGCCGCCGUGUGCUGGGACCCUCCCAUAGACCAGCUGGUGGCCGGCAGCCUGACUAAGUCAAGUCAAUCAUGUCGCUCUGUACAGACUUUGCUUGGCAUUAUGCUCCUGGUUAUUUUACUUCUUCAUUACUUCACCAAGAACAUGGGUAACUGUGAGGCAGAGGGGGGUGCAGCUUUAUAACCAAACGAGAUCGAGGGGAUGCUUUUGUAUUAGCACGUCAGCUAUAGGGUGCACUGCUGUUCCAGCACACAAAAUAGGUGGGCACACUGCUGAACCAGCAUGCAAAUUGGAGGUUAUGUUGCCAUAUCAGCAUGUGAAAGUCAGGAAGUAUUGCUGUGCCAGUUUGUGACGCUGACAGCAUGCUGCCAUACUAACAGAGAAGUCCGUGGAUGCGCUGCUUCGCCAUCAGGUUAAGGCAGGGGUCUCACUACAAGCAUGUGAAGCACACUGCAAUACCAGCACGUGGGGUCAGAAGACCAGAAAGUAAAAGUGAGCAUGCAUUACUGUACCAGCAUGUCGGGUAGGGGGGCACACAGCUAUGCAGACAGAAGCAACAGUUAACGCAGAGGGCACUUCUAUGCAAGCAUGUUUUUAAUGGUUGUGAUACCAGUAAGUGGGUGCACUUUUGUGCUUGUAUGUAUGGUGGCGGGCAAAACUUGAGGUACAGGUUACUCAUCUAUACCAGCAAGUGAGGUAGAAGAUGCACCGUGUCAUUUACUAUCAAUACAAGCAAAUAUGGACGGCCUAGUGUACCCUGUGAUGCACUGGUACCCUGUCCAGAUUGUUCCUGCCUUGUGCCUGAUGCUUCUGGGAUAGAUGCCAGCUACCCUAGAUAAGCGGGUUAGGAAAAUGGAUGAAUAGAUGGUAUGGCACUGUAUUAACAAGCAAGACAGCUAGUGUACUGAUACGCCAGUGCAAUGGCAGAUUAGGUCCGGCUAAACAAAAUGAUGAUGAGGGUCUGUUACUAUACCAGCACAGAAAGAAGAGGGCAUGGUCGGCAGUGGGUGCUCAGCAGAAUUAGCGUGCACACUGCUAUAACAUUAAUAGCGUGCUGUCUCUCAGACCUGUGAUGCCAAGAGUGCACUACAGUAGGCGUUGAGCUUUCACUGCUGGACACCUUUACAUUCAUCAGUGUGACUUUACCACAUGGAGGCAGGGUGGUGUGCCCUCAGAGAAGCCCACUCCCCCAGUGAUUCCAGAGCUCCUAACAUGCAACAGAUACUGUAGCAAGACCUUGAACACUUAAAAAAAUCUCAACAUUAAUUUGGAUCCAUUAGGUGGGCUGUUCUCAUCCAAAGUGUGAUUAUAUAAAAAUUCACUAAUCUAAAGAGUUCUUGCUGGAUAUGUGUGUGCCAUCUACCUUGAUAUGUGCCCUGGUACAGUUCUCAGGUCUUGCACCCACUGUAUUAUCCAAUGAUCCUGCCAUAUGGAGCGACACUCGGAGUGUGAUCAAUCUAGUCUUGAAAAUAGGCUGCGUGCUGGUGCAGCGAGGGUUCUUCAAGGCUCCGAACACCAUUCCUUUGAGGAGUAUCCCAGUUUGCCAACGUCUCCCAAGGUAUUCGUUUUUUUUGGUGCACACCUCACACAUGGGCAGGUUAGGUUCAUUUCUAUCUAUAAACGUUUGCUUGCUGUGCCCCAUGGCCAACUAACAUGCCAUCCAUUGUUAGUUCCUGUGCCAGGAAUAGUCUCCUUGUUCCAAGUAUUGGUUCAGAAAGAUAAACGAAUGAACAUAUGAAAGCCCACCAGAACACAGCCGGGAUGGUGUCAUCUUUUCCACAUGCCGUGGGCACGUUUGAGUUCACCUGAACUUUGCCUCAGUGUUGCAGAAAUGCAUUUAGCAAGUGGCAAGCUUCUGUUCCCCGACUUGCUGCGUCACACCACAGGAAGGGGUCGGGGCUGAAUUGGUGAAUUAAUGAACAAAGCGUGGUGCUUUCUAUUUUAAAUGAAUGAGCAGGCAGGAGCGACUCUUGAGGCUCUGAGGAUGUCAGUGUUGUUGGCUUCUGGUCUGAUGUGAGCGGCUACUGUAUUAUGCAAACCCCUAAGGUGAGUGUGUGUGAGGGUGGGGGGUGUAGCGCCCAGGCCCACUUUGUAUUUCACAUAACUGGGGUGGGCAUCAAUGAAUUGCACUCAAAGCCCAAAUCUAAAAAUGCCAUUAAAGUCUCAUUUGUGAGUUUAGUUGGGGUGCACCUUGGGCUCCCAGCACUUGCUCUACCUCAGACAGGAACUCGCCUCUCAUAGCACAGGUACCUGGGGGGAAAGGGGGAGAGGUGGUGACACGUACAGAUACAGCAAACCUUCCCACCCCAACACAUUUCUAAAGCCCCUUGAUGGGGGGGGGGUUACCUCUUUUUUUUUUUUAACAUUAAGGAAGGUUGGAAUGGGAAUGGUUUGGUGUAGGUGGACCAUUUUUAUCCAAGCUAUUUAAUUUAAAAAAAAAAAAAAACAAACCUCUAAGCAUGAUGGCACUUAAUUAAAAGAAACUCUAAAGAAAGUAGCUGCAGUUUCUCAGAUUGGACUCACUGUGACUGCUAUGGCACCGGAUUAAUGCGAUACUGCUGCUAAACUGUAGGGAGAGGGAGAGGCGAUGCGACGGCUUAUUUUAUCACUGCACUCCAGUGGAAUUGGGAAAGCGUUCAGGGAAGCAGACCUCUCAAUAUCUCCCAGGCAUGACUAAUAUAUUAUUCAUAUGUAGCUAGAAUCAAAACCUCCUGGUGUAACUCAAAUGAAGACUACAAUGUGAGGAUCUUGA